This is a messenger RNA of Serendipita indica DSM 11827, 654 nucleotides long. NCBI's taxonomy places the organism in Eukaryota, Fungi, Basidiomycota, Agaricomycetes, Sebacinales, Serendipitaceae. The record is from the annotation of a GenBank genome assembly.
AUGGAUCUUGAGACACAAAAGCAGAGGGCUACGUGCUCAGGUAUGCCUAUCACUUUUACAGCGAACACCCCUCCACGACCACUUAGCGAUCAAUUGGGCGAGUCAUACGCCGCCUUUCACGCCGGUAAGCUACUUUUUAACGAGGAUAGGUCAUAUCUUACUAUUGGUAAUGAGGAUAUGAACAGCGAAACGCCGCCCCCCAUCAAUAUAACGUCGCCACAAUAUUUCAACAAACCCGCAAGUGCGGUAUUGGAUCAACUUUCCAAGGCUAUUCCAGAACAUUCCCGUCAUAAGCUUCAAGCCAUCUUCAAUAGCAAAUCGUGGCUUGAGCAGAAUGCUCCACUCAGCAGCGAACUAAUUCGGGCACUGAUUAUUCACAAGGACAAGAAGCACUCUUGCCCAUUUGUCAAUUGUGGAGCAUCGUUCCAGCAGUCCGCACGAGCGAAAACUCACAUUGAGGAACACUUCGGACAUAAAGGCAAGGCAUGUGGAAAAUGCGGAAAGACAUUUAGACGCGAGUCCGACAAGCGGCAACAUGAGAGGGGGCAUGGUCAGAAAUUCAUACCCUGUCCUCGUUGCGAGACUCUCUUUAAAGGUCGCAAGAAUAUGAAGCGACACUUGCACAACAGUUGCGUCCCGGCGGCUAGUGACUGA